Molecule: messenger RNA, 1914 nt
Organism: Uranotaenia lowii
Lineage: Eukaryota; Metazoa; Arthropoda; Insecta; Diptera; Culicidae
Exons: 1
Coding region: 1-1914 (637 amino acids)
Biological process (GO): DNA integration
Molecular function (GO): nucleic acid binding
Source: RefSeq, a predicted model, not a curated record
AUGAGCUGGAGGUACAUCCCCACCGACCAGAACCCAGCGGAUGUGAUCUCCAGAGGAAUCUCAGUGAGGAAACUGUUGACCACCAAGAAGCAGCUGUGGCUGCAUGCCACCCCGUAUGCACUAGAGGUACAUCCAGAAAUUCAAGUAUGCGCAAUUCAGCAAGCGCCGACCAUCGACCACACUCUGCAUGAUCCUGACCCAGAAGAUUAUAUCCAGAGUUACAAGUACUGCAAUUCUUUCCGAAGGACCAGAAGGCAUUUCGCCUUAAUACAGCGCGCCAUAAGCAAUUUUAAGGCAAAAGCUACAAGUUCUAUUAAUUCUGAACAACUCCUACAAACCAUGACCGGCCCUCUAACUGUUGAGGAGCUGGAAGCAGGACUACAUCUAGUCAUCAAAAAUAUGCAAUCCGUCUGCCUAGGACAAGAGCUGAAGAGCAUCGGUUUACACGGCAUUCCUACAAAGCAGGGCCCCCUGCAGCACCUCAAUCCUAUGCUGGCAGGUGGCCUCAUUCGAGUAACAGGCAGGUUAAACUUAGCAGACUUGCCUGAAGAACAGCGACAUCCAAUAUUCAUUCCGAGGGAGCAUCCGUUUGCACGAAUCAUCCUUGUGCAUCUACAUCGCUCCAAUAACCACGCCGGUCUGGAAAUAGUCUUGGCCGAAUUUCAACGAAGCUAUUGGAUGAAGGGAUUGCGGAAAACAACCCAAUCCGUCCUUCAAAAAUGCGUACUCUGCGUACGGGCAAGGCCUCGCAGAUUCGAGCAAAUGAUGGGCCAGCUUCCACGGCCCAGAGUGAAUCCCUCUACAGCGUUCACUCAUACUGGCGUAGACUUGUGCGGGCCGUUCCAAGUGCUGCCAAGUCAGCGGGCGAAAAUGAGGCUUACCGUUUACGCCUGCCUGUUUGUGUGCUUUUCGACCAAAGCAGUGCAUAUCGAGGUGGUGGAGGAUCAAUCCACCGGGGCCUUCUUAGCCGCCUUGAUACGGUUUGUAUCAGUGCGUGGUACACCGGAGGUGAUAUACUCCGACAACGGCCGCAACUUCGUCGGAGCCAGCCGCGAACUUGCAGAACUGAGCAAAGUAUAUAACUCGGAGUUGUUCCAAAACGAACUCAUAGGGAUAGCAGCUGAGGAAGGAAUACGCUUUUCCUUCAUCCCUCCGAGAAGCCCUAAUUUCGGAGGUCUGUGGGAGGCCAACAUAAAAGUGGCCAAAAGACUCUUCACCGCAGCCGCUCGUGGAUCCAGCUUUAAUAUAUUGGAGAUUCAGACGGUGUUCUACCAAGUAUCAGCGAUAAUGAAUUCACGUCCGCUGACCUCAAUUUUCUCCGACGCCGGAGCUCCGGAACCUUUAACACCAGGGCACUUCCUAAUAGGAAGAGCCAUGACUACUAUACCCAUCCCGGCAAGCCACUUAGAACAGCAAAACUUAGUUAUGCGCUGGAAGCGCAUUCAACGCCAAACCGCACAAUUCUGGCGUAGGUGGCAAAAUGAAUAUUUGCAGCAUUUGCGCUGUAUCUUCAAGUGGACAAAAAGGCAACCUAACUUGAAGCCAGGUCAAGUCGUAUUGAUUGGAGACGAUAACAACCCCGUGGCAAAGUGGCCCAUGGGAAUCGUAACUCACACCAAACCCGGAAAGGAUGGAGUUGUGCGGGUAGCAACGGUACGCACAGCUUCAGGUAUCUACACACGAAAUGUUCGGGCUUUGGCACCACUGCCCAUCGACAUUACCGAAAGUCAAGUAGGCGAAUCAGUCGAACCAUCUCAAUUUGAUUCUUCAGAAAUAGUGAAUAAACCACACCAUGAAGUACGCGAGCAAGGGCCAGUACCUGAAAACGAAGAAGACCCACCACCCCUGGCUAUGAGUAGCAAUGUUUGGAGCGACAGACUUCGCUCCAAAGGGGGGAGAAAAUGGAGCGGUUAA